Exophiala spinifera is the source of this 798-nucleotide messenger RNA. RefSeq names its product GTP cyclohydrolase I. Gene Ontology annotation, biological process: tetrahydrobiopterin biosynthetic process; tetrahydrofolate biosynthetic process. Gene Ontology annotation, molecular function: GTP binding; GTP cyclohydrolase I activity; zinc ion binding. Gene Ontology annotation, cellular component: cytoplasm. The coding region runs from base 1 to 798 and encodes 265 amino acids. The record is from RefSeq and is a predicted model, not a curated record. The transcript has a single exon. Lineage: Eukaryota; Fungi; Ascomycota; Eurotiomycetes; Chaetothyriales; Herpotrichiellaceae.
AUGAGUACAUCCUGGCUUGGCCUCGUCGAUGGCGCGUCCAACGACGAGGUGGAACAGCCGGUCAAGCCACACGAACCGGCACGAGACGUCCGCGAUGAAGCACCCAUGACCCCUCCUGCUUCUCUUUCGCGGCCGGCAAGCCCUUAUACUUUACAUCCUCCUAUCGAUUUCGACGGACUGAGUUGGCCAUGUAUCGGCACACGAGAGAGGCGGGAGCAGACACCGGAGGAAGCACAAGCACGCCUGGACAAGCUUGCGGGCGCCGUCAAGACUAUCUUCGAAUGUAUCGGUGAGGACCCCGAGAGGGAAGGAAUCCGGGACACGCCGCAGAGGUACGCCAAAGCUCUCAUGUACUUUACGAAGGGCUACGAGGAAAAUGUGCAGGAGUUGGUGAACGGCGCCGUUUUCCACGAGGAUCAUGAUGAGUUGGUCAUUGUCAAGGACAUUGAAGUCUUCAGUCUUUGCGAACACCACAUGGUGCCCUUCACGGGGAAAAUGCAUAUUGGAUACAUCCCCAACAAGCGAGUCCUCGGCCUUAGCAAGUUCGCGAGACUUGCAGAGAUGUUCUCCAGACGACUGCAGGUCCAAGAACGGCUGACAAAGCAAGUGGCACUGGCAAUUGCAGAGGUGCUGAAACCGCAAGGUGUGGCUGUUGUUAUGGAGAGCAACCAUCUCUGCAUGGUCAUGAGAGGAGUAGAGAAGACGCAGAGCAGCACGACGACAAGCUGCAUGCUCGGUGCCAUGCGGAGCAGUGCAAAAACGAGGGAGGAGUUUCUAACCCUCCUCAACCGCAAGUGA